This is a messenger RNA of Camelus dromedarius (Arabian camel), 3163 nucleotides long. RefSeq names its product spermatogenesis associated 6 like (gene SPATA6L). The coding region runs from base 120 to 1346 and encodes 408 amino acids. The record is from RefSeq and is a predicted model, not a curated record. NCBI's taxonomy places the organism in Eukaryota, Metazoa, Chordata, Mammalia, Artiodactyla, Camelidae. Gene Ontology annotation, biological process: spermatogenesis. Gene Ontology annotation, molecular function: myosin light chain binding. The transcript has 13 exons.
GGGACUGGGGAAACUUCUGGGACCAUCUGCCGUAGGGAUUGAGCUAAACUAAGAGAAAUCGGUCCAGAGCUCUGCACAAAAGGAUCUUUUCAUUCCAGUCUUCGCCCACGUAGGGAACUAUGCCUUUGGAGGUGGUGGUGGAACUGCAGAUCCGGGCGAUUUCUUGCCCUGGAGUGUUCCUUCCUGGCAAGCAGGAUGUGUACCUUGGGGUUUACCUCCUGAAUCAGUACCUGAAGACGGAUAACUUCCCUUCUGUGUUCCCUAUUAUGAUUCAGCGGAGCAUGAUGUUUGAAAAGGUGUUUGAAAAUGCGAUAGACCCUGGAGCUGUAGCAGACAUUUUAGAAAGCUUUCUAACCAGGUUUGAAUUAAUACAGCUAGUGCCUCCAGUGUGGGAAGAGUUGGCCUACUAUGAAGAAAACACACGGGAUUUUCUUUUCCCUGAGCCCAAGCUGACUCCUCACCCUGGGAUGUGCAGGGAGGUGCUCAUGAAGACGGCCGAAGGUUUUCCAGGCAUUGCUCCCAAAAUAGAGUUUUCUACAAGGACAGCUAUCAGAGAAGGUGUGUUUCUGCAUAGAAACAGAUUUCUUGAGGAAAGAUACAAGUCACAAAGGCCUUUAUCUACAUCAUAUGGACCAAAAUUCCCCUUAAGUAAUAUAAAGGUGAAGCCAAGGGAGAGUAAUCUUGAUAGACCGGUCCAAGGCAUGCGAUCCUGGGCACCCUCUCCAUAUUCUACCAGGCGUUUCUUUCAGGACCAGCCAGCUCAACUGAACCUUGGGAAUAAUUUCAAAAUACCAGGAGAAAGCAAACCUCCAUUUGUAGUAAGACACGUGGACAGUGCAAAGCCCUUUGGUGAGAACAGUUCAAAGCAUCAUUCCCAGAAGUCUAGAAGGAAAUCUAACUUUUCAAACUUUCCAUUUCCAAUGAGAAGAGCUUCUUCUCUUGACAGCCUUGCAGCUAACGUAAAGGUUAUCAAAGAGCCAGAUGAACGGAUUGUUUUAAGGAAUGAAUCACCAUCACCUUUAGAUUCAAGUAAGUUUGGAAAGCCCUCACCCAGUUACAGUAACCAAGGGGAUGCCGAUUUCCACCAGGAAACUUCAUUUGCCACCUCCCAGCACUCCAGAACUCCCAGCCCUCUUCUGGACCAGCCCCUUCUCCGAGAAAGGUUCUCCCCGGGUUCUCAGUCCACGUGGAAGAAGAUCCACGAAAGGGUAUGCAGUCUUCUGACAUCCCACAGAGCUCAGCAGCACCUCAGCAAGGAAGAUCCUGUGUCUGAAGUAAAGUAUAUCCUUGAAAGACCAAGCUACCCUCUGAAGAAAUAUCCAGUGCAUGAACAGAGUUAUUUUUAAGCUGCUGUCCUAUGGGAAACUAAAUGAAAGCUGGAGAAGCAACAUGAAGAACUCUCAUCAAGCCAACUGAACAACAAUUUUUGUUCUGUGUAUCAAAUCACCAGUGUCUAACCCCCUUUAAAUCAAACCUGUACUCAGUCUUUUGUACCCAGGUAAGAGUUGUUGAUUAAAGUAUUUGCUGUUGGGGGCUCAUAUUUUCUUGCCAAGCUGGAAAGUUUGUAUGUUUGUUUUGAGCUUGAAAUAAAAAAUAACAGUAGUUGGGUGGCAGAUGCUUUUUCAUCUGGAAAGCACUUAGAAUUCUGAGGAAACCGUCAAGAUGCCUUUUCAGGUGUUCCUCAUUUUUGGCAGUGGAUGUGUUCUUGAAAAGUUCUUUUCUCCCCGCUUUGUCCAUCUUUCCUCCUUCCCUCUCUCCCUCCCCCACCUCCACUUCCCUUCCCUUUCAAUUCCUCUUACAUUUUCCGUGAGUUCCAGGAAGCUGCUAUUUAGAGGAAUAACCUGAUAAAUCCUCCAGGAAAAGACUCACUCUGAUUUACCAUUUUUUUGUAAAUCUUUUUUUGUGGUUGUUUGUUUACUUUUUAGCAUUAGGCUUGAUUUACAUGAAGUCCACUGAAAAACUACGUAGGAAGAGGGAGCAUUACUUCUGAAUAAUUCAGAUCUUGCUUUAAAGAUUUACUUUCUGUGACACAAUUUUAAGAGGAGGUUAAUUUCUUUGGACUGUAGUUUAAACUACUCCUGUCAUCUACCCCUUUUUGUCCAUCAAUUCUUAGUGAAUUUAUAUGAGGAGUAAAACCUUCAAAUAUUUCUCUGCUAAGUUCUUGGCAGAUAUGACUGCCAAAACCAGAUUUAAAAUUAGUUAGAAGGAUGCCUUAAGAAAUGCUCACCCAGUUUGAGGAGCAAGAAGAAGACGGAGAUGGGGUGAAGUGGACAUUUGGCUCCAUGGGUAUAGACCCAGGGAAGAAGGGGCCUGAAAAUGGAAACCUUUGUCUUGGCAUCAUAGUAUAACCUAAGCAUUUUCCUCUACUGUGCCCUAAAACCCCUUAAGUUUUUACAAGAUUCAAUGUGAGUCAAGUUUUCUUUUCUCAUUGUGACCAUGGGAAUUAGUUUGUUAGAUAAAUUAGGAAAAGGAAAUUAAAAAUUAAAGGAGGAAAAAAGUCCAAAAGAAUAAUAAAACAAAGUGCAUUUAUCCCCUUCUCAGAAUUUGAGCCAAAUAAAGAUAUUUAGCCUAGCAAGCAUUCCACAUUUGGAAAACAUGCUUAAAUUACACCUGCUUAUAUGUUCUCAGGGUGUGUGAAACUGUAGUUGUCAAUUUGUUAUUUUGAUGUCUAAGUAGUCAUCAAUAAUAAAGGUACUGCGUUACACUAAGACUGUGGUACAAUUCUCAGAAAAGGGCUACUUAGAAAGAUUAUAAACAGCUGAAGGAAAUUAGUUCUAAUGAAUUGCUGUCCCAUGCCAGUUUAUGUUCAAAUACACACUAUGACACUCACUGUUCAGUUUUUUAAAAUGUUUUGAGCAUAAUUCCUUAAUUCAAUUUAGGGAUAAGAUCUUAAGUGCUCAUUCUUAUUUAGUCUUUUUUUUCUUUCACGAAUCAAUCUUCCUUUUGCUCACUUUCUCAUCUGCUAACUCUGUUGCUUAUAUUAUUCCUUUUUUACCUUUUUAUUUCUUAGUGAGUUAUUUCAGUUCUGAGGAAACCUAUUGAGCCAGGAUUGCAACAGGAUUUUGCGUUUGGAGUAUAUAAUAACAUGAUUUUGCGAUUAUUGGGGUUUGGAUUCCUUUGGGAAGAUCUGUGUUACUAAAUGUAAUAAAAAGUCCCACCUGUC